This is a messenger RNA of Peronospora belbahrii, 357 nucleotides long. NCBI's taxonomy places the organism in Eukaryota, Oomycota, Peronosporomycetes, Peronosporales, Peronosporaceae. The record is from the annotation of a GenBank genome assembly.
AUGAAGCCAAUGAUUCUUGUAUCAACAAUGAGUUUCUUGCUGUUAACUUGUGCACCUAUAGCAGCUUUCGAUCGUGAAAAAAGACUGCGUGUAAUGAUUUCUGUGCAUGCAAACGAACACGCGGUGACAAGUGGCAAAGAAAAACACGAAAGAGAACCGGACAAUUGCGUUGACGAUGGUACGCGGACCUACGACCCAAUAUGCGCAUCAAAUGGCAAUUUAUACUUGAACAUGAACCGAUUCAAGUACAAAAAGUGCCUCAUGAAUGCGAAUUGCGGGGAAGACAUUACAAUCGUCGAUCCGGAAUUCUGCAAGGACGUGAGACUGGAAGAUUUUACAAGCGAGGGUCUGAUGUAG